AAAACAAAAAUAUCUUCUUUUUCGAUCUCCUCCCACCACAACUCAAACAUAUUUCCGUAAAAUUUCAUACUCCGUUUUUUAAAUUUCUUUUUUUAUAUUUUCAGUUAUUAAUUUCUUUUGAGUCGACUUUUCGGUUUUUUUUUUUUUUUUUAAAUUUCCAAACCCUAAAAAAUUCUCGCCGCUUCAUUCGUCUUCUUCGGCGCCCCCGAUUCCGAAAACGCGAAUCGGAACCCUGGUUCGCGCUAGAUCUGCGAAGAGGGGGAGCGCGAGGGAUCGGAAACCCUAGCAUGGGUUUUUCGAUUUGAUCCCUGAAUCCUCAUCCUCUUCCUCCUCUUCGUCGUCGUCGUCGUCGAAAUUGCUCCUUUGAAUCGGCGAUCAAAAGGAGAAAAAAAAAAAAAGAGGAGGAAAAAUGGUGUUUUGGGAAGGGUACGUGAGCGACGAGACGAUGGGGACCUUCGCCCCGAUCGUGGUGUAUUGGGUGUACGCUGGGGUGUACCAGCUCCUCCCACCGUUGGAUCGGUAUCGAUUGCACACGAGGAAGGAGGAGGAGCAGAAGAAUCUGGUGUCCUUAUCGUCCGUGAUCAAGGGAGUUCUCCUUCAACAGCUCGCGCAAGCGACAAUCGCCCAAUUGCUCUUCUUGGUAACUUCUGAUUCAAGUCCAACGGGCACCAUAGCCCAACUACCCGUUCUAAUCCAGCUGCUCCAAAUUAUCGUGGCGAUGUUCGUGAUGGACACAUGGCAGUAUUUCGUGCACCGAUACAUGCACCAGAAUAAGUUCCUAUACCGCCACAUCCACUCCCAGCACCACAGGCUGGUCGUCCCUUACGCGAUUGGCGCCCUCUACAACCACCCGUUGGAGGGUCUUCUUUUGGACACCUUCGGCGGUGUUAUCUCUUUCCUCGUGUCAGGAAUGACGGCUCGGACAGCUGUAUUCUUCUUCUGUUUUGCUGUCAUGAAGACUGUCGACGAUCACUGCGGCCUCUGGCUCCCCGGUAAUAUAUUCCACCUCUUCUUUCAGAAUAAUACUGCGUAUCACGACAUCCAUCAUCAGCUGCAAGGGUCGAAGUACAACUACUCGCAGCCGUUCUUUUCUAUUUGGGACAGAAUAUUGGGGACCCACAUGCCCUACAGCUUAGUCACCCGCAAAGAAGGGGGGUUAGAGGCGAGGCCACUGAAAGAGUAGCUUGAGCUCUUAUCCGUAUAUAGAUUACUCAGACUAUGAAGAGUUUUCAAAGGGUACCACUUCCGAGUCCGAGGAUUGAAAAUUUGGAUCAUCAACUCGUAAUCAACGGAGUGGAAGACGGUUCGAGUUAUGGCGAGAUAUUGGAGUGCUUAUUUUACUAGUUGCUUAUUCUCUGCUAUUCGGAGAAGUGCCUUUUAGGGCGCUUGUUGUUAACUGCUGCUCGUUUACGGUGUUUCCUUUGAUUCUAGAGGUUUUUGUUUUGCAAUGUAGAGUUUGGUCAUGCGCAGCCCGUGCAGAUUUAUGAACUGAACCUGGAUGUCGGCACUAAUGUCUGGUUUAUUUGCUGAGUAUGAUUUCAUCUGUUCUAAUGUACUUGUACGUAUUGCUUGCUGUAUAAAGUUACUUUCGCUUUAGUAUAAUAUUUGCGAUUGGUUA
Messenger RNA from Ananas comosus (pineapple), 1618 nucleotides. Its product is annotated as sphinganine C4-monooxygenase 1-like. Gene Ontology annotation, molecular function: oxidoreductase activity; iron ion binding. Gene Ontology annotation, biological process: lipid biosynthetic process. The record is from RefSeq and is a predicted model, not a curated record. The coding region runs from base 410 to 1183 and encodes 257 amino acids. The transcript is spliced from 2 exons. Lineage: Eukaryota; Viridiplantae; Streptophyta; Magnoliopsida; Poales; Bromeliaceae.